Phycomyces blakesleeanus NRRL 1555(-) is the source of this 1893-nucleotide messenger RNA. Its product is annotated as Serine/Threonine kinase CK1. Gene Ontology annotation, cellular component: cytoplasm; nucleus. The record is from RefSeq and is a predicted model, not a curated record. NCBI's taxonomy places the organism in Eukaryota, Fungi, Mucoromycota, Mucoromycetes, Mucorales, Phycomycetaceae. The transcript has 9 exons. The coding region runs from base 1 to 1005 and encodes 334 amino acids. Gene Ontology annotation, biological process: peptidyl-serine phosphorylation; endocytosis; signal transduction. Gene Ontology annotation, molecular function: protein serine/threonine kinase activity; ATP binding.
AUGUCUAUCGAGAUGGAAACACCUGAACCAAUUGAAAACACAAUUCCUAAUCCUCAUGCCGAGAUUGUCGGUCUCCAUUAUCGAGUUGGACACAAAAUAGGCGAAGGCAGCUUUGGUGUGAUACAUCAAGGCAUAGACUUGAAUACAAACGAACCAGUGGCAAUAAAAUUCGAGUUACGAGACACAGAAACACCACAGUUGAGAAGCGAGUACUGCGCCUACCGAACACUCAUUGGUCUAACUGGUAUUCCAAUGACACGUUAUUUUGGAAUCGAGGGCCCUCACAAUGUAAUGGUUAUGGACCUACUGGGACCAAGUCUAGAGGAUCUAUUUGGAAUGUGUGGUCGAAAGUUCACAGUAGAAACUGUAUUGCUUUUGGCAAAACAAAUGCUUGAGCGUAUUCAAAGUGUACAUGAGCGCAAUAUGCUGUACCGAGACGUGAAACCAGAUAACUUCUUGAUCGGUCUACCGGACAGUAGUGAGCCAAAUAGUAUUAACCUGGUGGAUUUUGGGAUGGCCAAGGAGUACCGUAACCCAAAAACCCAAAACCAUAUUCCUUAUUGUGAGCGCAAAAGUUUGUCAGGAACAGCACGAUACAUGAGUAUCAAUACUCACCUAGGAAGAGAACAAUCACGGAGGGACGAUCUCGAGGCACUUGGGCAUGUAUUGCUGUAUUUCUUGCAUGGUUCUUUACCUUGGCAAGGGCUGCAUGCUUCGACAAACAAGAAGAAAUAUGAGAUGAUUGGUGAAUUAAAGCAAAAUACACGUAUUACUGAUCUGUGCGAAGGUCAUCCAGAAUUUGCACUAUAUCUCAAUUAUGCUCGAAGCUUGAGUUUUGAUGGGACACCAGACUAUAGCUACAUGCAGCAAUUGUUUGAUCUAGGUCUUGCCAGAGUUAAUAAAAUUGACCGAGACGUGUAUGAUUGGAAUCUACUUAAUGAUGGCAAAGGAUGGCAGACCUUGGAGCGUAAACCGGUACGAAAACCGCUGUUAUUGAUGAAUUGAUCCAAAAUUAAAAAAAAAAGCCGACAAUACUCUAUAAGCCAAAAAUCCCCCAGUCACAUAUCGAAUGGUAGCAAGUACUAAGGAAAAGAAGAUAGGGAAAAAGAUGCACAUAUUUGUCUAUUAUCUAAUUAUGUCCAGUAUAUAUAUAUAUAUAUAUAUAUAUUAUAUACAAAUACUGACUCUUAUUAAUAUGAGUCUUUCAAAAUAUCAGUAGUUUUUUUUUUCUUUUAAAAAAAAUUAAUAAUGAGAAAUACUUUACAAUUUCGAAUCUAUUCAUAUACAAUUAUUCUUCACAGAGUAACUUCCAUUACAACCAGCUCACAAUAUGUAUAUAUAUAUAUAUAUAUAUUUCGGUUGGAUGGUCUGAGGUCUUGUUGGCUGUCAUUUUUUGGUUUGGUUUGGUUUUAUCGUUUAUAAGGAAAGAAGAAGAAUCCGUUACAUAAACUUGUCAAAGAAUCGUUCCAGAGGACUCUGCUGUGCCUGAGUCCACAUAGCAAAACCUCUACGCUGAACCCAUCUGCCGUUCAUCUUCUUGGCAUUCUUGGCAUUGUUACGAGUACGCUGACCGCGAACAGGUAAACUCAUUGCGUGACGUUUUCCAACGUAGUUGUUGAUGUUACGAUGGUGCAUAACUUGGUCACGGACCUGUCGCUUGAGGUCACUUUCGAUUGUCAUGGCCGCAAGGGUGUUUGUGAGCUCGUUGACCUGAACUUCGCUCAGCUCAGCGACCUUUGUGGCCUUGGGAAUUGCCAUUUUGUCGCACAGCUUGAUAGCAGUUGGUUCACCAAUGCCAUAGAAAUAUUGUAAUGCCGUGCUCACCAACUUGCGGUCUGGCAGAUUGACACCGAGCAAAUGCAACAUCUUCUUGUUUCUAUAAAACUCAAGGUG